UGUUUUACUGGCUAGUGGUGAAGGUGGAGUUACUCUAAUUAUAACUGAAGUGAAAAGCAACUGAGAUAAAAUUCUGUUAGUCUAAACUGCUACCUGAAAAAUGAGGCUCAGGUUUGAUUGUCUGUUAAGUGCGCUUGGCUUGCUGAUGAUUUGUGGCACUGCAAUGUUUUUUGUUUCAAUGAAACAAGAUUUGUAUCAGCUUGUUAAACAAUUGCAUCAGUCUGGAACAGAAAGCAAGAUCUGGCAAGAUGAGAUGAUGAGGAACGUCAGGAAAAAUGAGCUACUAAUAAAGCAAAUUAGUGAGAUGAAGCACCUGAACAUACCAGAUGUAAUGAAUGUGAAAAAACAAAGCAUAAUUGAGAAAAGAGAAGUCAAAAAAGAAGCAAACAAUGAACCAAAAGUGAUAAAGAAGCUUUUCCCCAAUUCACGAUUGUUUAAAGAGUGGGGAGAUGAUUUAUCUGAGGAAGAACAGAAGAAAGCAGAAGAUUUGUAUCAAAGAUAUGGAUAUAAUGCAUUUCUGAGUGACAGACUUCCACUCAACAGGGAUAUCCCUGAAACCAGAGAUCCCAGAUGCUUAAAGAAGAACUAUACAGAUGAUUUACCAUCCAUAAGCGUUACGCUGAUUUACUUGGAUGAAGCUCUCACCAUCUUACAGCGUGCUAUUCGGAGCAUCAUUGAUAGAACUCCGUCUCAUUUAUUGAAGGAAAUCAUUCUUGUAGAUGACCACAGUAUAAAUGAUGAACUACACGAAGAACUUGACAAUUAUGUUACAUUCAUACAUGAACAAUAUCCUGGACUUAUAAAGCAAGUUAAACAUGCAGAGCAGAAGGGACUCACACAGGCUCGUAUUUCUGGAUGGAAAGUGGCUACAGGGGAUGUAAUUGUCAUACUGGAUGCACAUAUAGAAGUUCACGUGGGAUGGGCUGAGCCCAUUCUUGCACGGAUUAAAGAAGAUCGCACCAUUGUGGUGUCACCAGUGUUUGACAAAGUCAGGUUUGAUACCUUAGAUGUUGUCCGCUAUGGUCCAGCUGCUGAUGCCUUUGACUGGGCUCUCUGGUGUAUGUAUGAAGGAUUCCAACCAGAGUGGUACAAACUGAAUGAUCAAUCUAUACCUGGGAAGAGUCCUUCCAUUAUGGGUAUUCUUGCAGCAGACAGAAAGUUUCUGGGAGAAAUUGGUGUCUUAGAUGGAGGCAUGAAAGUCUAUGGUGGAGAAAAUGUAGAAUUGGGUAUUCGAGUCUGGCUGUGUGGUGGCAGUGUCGAGGUGAUUCCAUGCUCCAAGAUUGCACAUAUUGAGAGAGCACACAAACCGUACCUCCCAGACCUGAGCAUCACUAUGAAGAGAAAUGCUCUGAGAGUUGCCGAAGUUUGGAUGGACGAAUAUAAAACAAAUGUUAAUAUUGCUUGGAAUCUUCCAAUUAAGGAUCAUGGGGUUGAUAUUGGUGAUGUCUCAGAAAGAAAAAAGAUUAGAGAAAAAUUAAAUUGUAAGCCCUUUAAAUGGUAUCUGGAAAAUGUAUAUCCUCAGUUGGAUCCCUGGGAUAACAUUCUUGGCUAUGGAAGUCUAAAAAAUAGUAUUAAGGAAGAUCUCUGUGUUGAUCAAGGUCCAAUUCCUGGAAAUGUUCCUGUAAUGUAUGGGUGUCACUAUUUUAUGCCACAGCAAACAUUUUAUAUGAAAAAUGGUGAAAUCUAUAUUGGAGGAAUAAAGUCACACAAAUACAACAGUAACCGCUGUUUGGUUGACCCGGGUAGUGGAAAUACCCCUGCUUUACAUGAUUGUAAAACAGCAAAGGAGAAGAAGCUCAACAUGUUUUGGGAUUUCAAACAGGGGCAAGCAAUAAUCAACAGAAUCACCAAAAGAUGUCUUGAAAUUGUGAAGAAAGAUUACUACACCCUUAUUGUUCAAACCUGUACUCAGCAUUAUUGGACAAUUCAGCACAUAAAAGUAGACUUUUGAAAGA
Molecule: messenger RNA, 1955 nt
Organism: Erpetoichthys calabaricus (reedfish)
Lineage: Eukaryota; Metazoa; Chordata; Cladistia; Polypteriformes; Polypteridae
Product: probable polypeptide N-acetylgalactosaminyltransferase 8
Exons: 11
Coding region: 101-1951 (616 amino acids)
Cellular component (GO): Golgi apparatus
Source: RefSeq, a predicted model, not a curated record